Messenger RNA from Centruroides sculpturatus (bark scorpion), 740 nucleotides. RefSeq lists its product as uncharacterized. The transcript is spliced from 3 exons. The record is from RefSeq and is a predicted model, not a curated record. The coding region runs from base 16 to 690 and encodes 224 amino acids. Lineage: Eukaryota; Metazoa; Arthropoda; Arachnida; Scorpiones; Buthidae.
GGCCUAUAUAAGAAUAUGGUAUUUGAUUGUUUCUUGCUUUCGUAUUCUAAAAUGCUUCGUUUAAUAACCUUGCUGUUCUCAGUUAUCGUAAGUGUUCUUGGUCAUGGAAGACUUAACGAACCUCCGGGUCGUUCUAGUAUGUGGAGAUUUGGAUUCGAUAAUCCUGUAAAUUACGACGAUAAUGAAUUAUAUUGCGGAGGAUAUGCUAGACAAUGGACUAAAAAUAAAGGCAAGUGCGGAAUAUGCGGUGAUCCUUGGGAUGCACCAGAACCGAGAGAUAACGAAGACGGUGGUUUAUAUGGAAAUAGAAUAAUCACUCGCCAAUAUAAAAUGGGUCAGGUGAUCACUGCAAUUCCGAACAUAACCGCAACCCAUAUGGGUUAUUUUGAAUUUCGUCUUUGUCCUCUUAAAACUCCGAAUCAAAAAGCCGAUCAAGAUUGCUUAGAUCAAUACGUUUUGCCUCAAUCCAACGGCAAGGGUACUAAAUAUCAUUUAGAUCGUGGAGCAAGGCCUGGAUUAUAUCCAGUGGAACUGAAGUUACCAGACGGAGUAACUUGUGACAGAUGCGUGGUGCAAUGGCACUAUAGAACUGGUAACAGAUGGGGAAAUUGCGAAAAUGGCGGCGGUGCCAUGGGUUGCGGACCUCAGGAAACAUUUAGAUCUUGCUCCGACGUAUCUAUCAAGGCAUAAAUUUUAACUUAAUAAGCAUUUAUUUUAAAUAAAAAUGUAUUAUAUGUAAU